GGACUCUGUCCCCCAUACCGACCUCGGUGCCCCGGGCACACCCUUUCCCCGAGCCAGGCCCUGUCCCCAGCCAUGGAGCUGCCGAGCGCCUGCAGCCACCCGGGCUGGUCCGUGCUGGCGCUGGUCCUGGGGCUGCUGCUCUGGGCCAGGAGGAGACGAGGCUGGGACCCGCGCAAGUGCCCCACCGACCUGACGGGCAAGACGGUCAUUGUCACCGGAGCCAACAGCGGGAUCGGCAAGUGCGUGGCCAUGGAGCUGGCCCGCAGGAACGCCCGCACCAUCCUGGCGUGCCGGAGCCAGGAGCGGGGCCAGGCGGCGGUGGAGGAGAUCCGUGCGGCCACGGGCAACCCCGCGGUGCUGCUGCGCCUGCUGGAUACCGGCUCGCUGGCCUCCGUGCGUGCCUUCGCCCAGACCGUCCUGCGGGAGGAGAAGCGGCUGGACGUGCUGGUGAACAACGCCGGCCUCACCGGGCUGCCCCUCGCCAUCACGCCCGAGGGGCUGGAGCAGACCUUCGCCACCAACUACCUGGGCCCGUUCCUGCUCACCAACCUGCUGCUGGACCUGCUGAAGGCGUCGGCACCCGCCCGCAUCGUCAACGUCUCGUCCUUCCGGCACGGCGUGGGCACCGCCGACGUCCGCUACCUCACCGGGCAGGCGCAGCCCGGCGGCUACGACCCCAUCUACAACAGCACCAAGCUGAUGAACGUCCUGUUCACGGCCGAGCUGGCACAGCGCCUGCAGGGCACAGGGGUGACCGCCAACAGCGUGAACCCCGGCGUGGUGAGCACCAGAAUCAUGCGGCACUUCAGCUGGGCCAUGCGCACCCUCUUCCUCCUCAUCCGCCCCUUCAUCAAGUCGGCGGAGCAGGGCGCCGUCAGCACCCUUUACUGCGCCGUCUCGGAGGAGGUCUCGGGCAUCACGGGCAAGUACUUCGACAGCGACUGCGCACUCGCGCUGCCCUCCGCAGCCGCCCGCGACGCCGGCCUGGCUCGCAAGCUCUGGGAGGAGUCGGAGCGGCUGACGGGGCUGCCGGCGGGCCCCCAGCACUGAGCCGGUGCUGCUGGGGGGACCCUGGGCUGCCGAGCUGCCGGGCACCCCCCGAGCUGCAGCCGGUGCCGGGGUGUGGGAUACCUGCCCAGCUCCAGCGGUGCCACCACCGUGACGCGCGGCUGAGCUCCCCCAGCCCCUUCCCCCGUGGGGCACGGGGAGCGCAGCUGCGCUGGGACGGGGCAGGGAUGUCAUCAGUGGCCAGGGGCAGCCGCAGCACUCGCAGUGCAACUCCUUUAUUAAAGACCUCCGUACGGCCAGAGCCGCUCUCCGGGCUGGGCGCCUACUCCCA
Molecule: messenger RNA, 1339 nt
Organism: Oxyura jamaicensis (ruddy duck)
Lineage: Eukaryota; Metazoa; Chordata; Aves; Anseriformes; Anatidae
Product: retinol dehydrogenase 12-like
Exons: 6
Coding region: 73-1050 (325 amino acids)
Source: RefSeq, a predicted model, not a curated record